GUUUGCUGGUGUUUGCAAACGGAUUUGCUGUGCUACGCUGAUUCUCCAAGCCCCUCGAAGCGCAACAGCCACAGCUUGUGACGCGACUGUACCAAAUCUCGACCCCACCGCGCAGCCCCCCUGUCCGUGCCAUGUGUGGCUGGGGUUCUAUUGCCCCAUGCACUUUGUUGCCCGGCGGACAGCUGUUUACCCCAAGCUGGCGGACCGUCGCGAGACAAGUUGCUCUCCUAUCUUUAACCGAAACAGGCUUAACUGGUCAUGACACCUUUUUACCAACAACUCUGUUCAGGGUCACAGUGAAGAUAUCCCAACAUUCGUAAUAUUAAACAAGCGAGGCUAGACUAGACAGGGCACGCGUCCAUCAGGGGACCAGACCGGAACAAGGGUAGUUUCACCACAUCUCCAUCUUUUCGCGAUCCCCAUUUGCGACGAGCUAUUCUUCUUGUUUUCCGUCGAGAAGAAGGUGUGACUUUUACCAGGUCGCUGCUUGUUUUCUCCAUCUUCUCCUCUCUGCACGUCAGACCACCCCUCAUUCCUGGCUCCUCCUCAUCCUCCUCCUCCUCCACACCUCACCUUUCCCUCCCAUCAUCUUUCUCAGACGUUUUGCGCCAUCUUCUCUCGUGGACAGCUGUCAAGAAAGGGCCACACUUCUGCUUCCAUCAUUUCUAGCGACACUGUUGCAGUCAUCGUUUUUGAUUCACCGAGACGAGUAAUUGGUAAUCCACCCACACACACACACAAAUACACAUCACAAACAAUGCGCUUCUCAACAGCAACCGCGGCCCUCGCGGCCCUCGGCCCCCUCUCCGCCGCCGCCGCCGAGUCCCCCUUUGAGCAAUACAAAGCCAAAUUCCAAAACUUCCUCUCCAGCUUCUCCGGCAGCGCGGGCAUCCCCGAAGCGGCCGACAACGUCCAAGUACCCAUCCCCAAGCCCAAGAGCAAGACGGUAGAACCCAAGAAGAUCGACACCUUGACUCUGGCCAACUGGAAGGACGCGCUUUACGCCCCCGUCCACGCCGAGGCUACCAUUCCCGAGGAGUGGCUGGUGCUCAUCACGGGCGGGAACAAGACUUGCUUUGGCCGCUGCGACAAACUCGACACAGCCUUUUCCCAAUCGGCACUCAAACUCGCCUCUCUCAAACCAACCCCCGAUAAUCUUCACCUUGCCAGUGUGAACUGCGACGACGAGCCUGUCCUCUGCAACUCUUGGUCUGCCUCCACGGGCGUGAUCUGGCUGUUUGAGAUUCUCCCUGCCCCUACCGAGACAGGGCUGUACGUCAAGCGCCUCAAUACGACGACUGUGACCUCGCAGGACAUUGUCGACGCGUAUGUGGCUCCCAAGGAGGAGUGGACCAAGGUGGAGAGCGACAGCUACUUUCACCCUAUUGAUGGGUUUUUUGCCAAGAAUGGCCUCGCGGUGCCGCUGGGGUGGUUUUUCUGGGGGUUGAAUGCUGUGCCGAGCUGGGUUAUGAUGUUGGGCGUGAGCUUUGUUUCGAGGUCGAUGAUGAACAAGAGGGUCGAGGGCAUGGCUGGGGGUCCGAGGGCUGGUGCGGGUGCCCCUGCUGCUGCUGCGCCGAGGGGGGCUGCGCCUGGGGAUGCUCGGUCAUAAGGAGAGAGAGUAAGGGGUUUGUUGGUAGGAAAGGAGUAGUAGCUGGUGUUUGAAAGGGUAGUUUUAUGGUAGUGGGGUGUGUGUAAUAGUGUGUCCCUGAAGAGAGCAGCGCUGGAAACAUAGCGUUUGGGGUUUCUUGUUUCUUUUUUCUCUCUCUCUUUUUUUUUAUUAUUAUCAGAGGCUGGGAAAUAUGGGAUCUGGUGGGCGAUGGAAAUGGAAAUCGUUUUUAUCUGAGACAAGAGCGCACUUUUAGGCGGGCACACCCUGCCCACAAAAUGAUUGACACAGCAAAAAGUCAGUUGGCCCCUGUGAUGUUGUAAACCAUGCCUCGAAAGUAAAUUAAUAGGCCUUUUAAACAUUCAAAGGCCCAUUUCAUUGUCUUUAAAGGCCCUUUGAUU
Messenger RNA from Podospora pseudocomata, 2007 nucleotides. RefSeq lists its product as uncharacterized. NCBI's taxonomy places the organism in Eukaryota, Fungi, Ascomycota, Sordariomycetes, Sordariales, Podosporaceae. The transcript has 2 exons. The record is from RefSeq and is a predicted model, not a curated record. The coding region runs from base 758 to 1609 and encodes 283 amino acids.